Anopheles cruzii is the source of this 1994-nucleotide messenger RNA. RefSeq lists its product as uncharacterized. Gene Ontology annotation, cellular component: plasma membrane. The record is from RefSeq and is a predicted model, not a curated record. Gene Ontology annotation, molecular function: zinc ion binding. Lineage: Eukaryota; Metazoa; Arthropoda; Insecta; Diptera; Culicidae. Bases 1 to 1926 code for a protein of 641 amino acids. Gene Ontology annotation, biological process: synaptic signaling. The transcript is spliced from 3 exons.
AUGUACGACCAAGAAACGGAUGAACGGGGCUAUUUUGUGUACAAAAACCGGUACAACGGGAAGCAGGAGCACGACAAUCCGAACCUUCUACUAAUUCUUCUAACGAUCAACGAGAAGCACGCUGCUUCACGGUACAGCACCUAUCGUUGCGCCAGCAAGUUGUAUGAGUUACAGAAAGCUCUCAACACUUCGACAAUUCCAUUUGAUUUAGUGUGCUCGAUUUUGAAACAACACCAGUUAAACCUUAUCGACAGUGCACCAUCGGUGAAACCAGCUCAACUUACGGCUGCCAUUCACGACAUUUUUUACGCUGCAAACCUAGUAGGGUGCUUCAGAGAGUUGUCAUCGGUCCUGAACACAGAAACAGCCAUCGCACUAUUGGCAAGCUUCUUCUGGGCCGUCUUUGAUCCUCGCCGAACGACACCGAUCUCUGUCCUCGAGCUGCGCCAAACGUUUUUGCUGCUGUGCGAUCAUGCGGCUGUCCAGGAGCUGAUAUGGGAGCACUUUCGUUUGACGAGCGAUCACAAUUUAUGUGUGUCGCGACAUCGUUUUGAAAUCAUGCUCGGAGUGUUGUCGAAAAUUCUGGCCUUCAUUGGCGAACCGGAUCACCUUCGCCCGGCGAUGGUACAGCAAAUUACUAACGAAUGUUUCGCCAACUAUCCCGGAACUAUCGGGCUGACCGAGUAUCAGUUUUCGUGUUUGUGGAAGCUAUCGUCGCUUUUCUCCUACUACGCCAACGUAGUUUCGCUGGGCAGACGGCUGCGGGAUUCGGAGAACGUACUUCAUGGUAUACAAUGCACCGCUUGCCGCUUUCCAAUUCGGGGACUCCGCUUCCAGUGCCAGCGAUGUCUCGGGGUAUCAUUGUGCAUCGAGUGUUUUAGCGCUGGCUACACUAAUAAGCGACACGUUUUGACACAUAAAAUAUUCGAGAUCAACAGCACCGAAGGAAACGAGCGCUCGCGAUGUGGUGGCUGGUUUUCGUUGAUAGGGCACUGGCUGGCAAGCAAGGAGAAGGUCCUACGCGAACCGAAUCCAUCGACGUUCGACACAAUCGGUGCGAAGCUGAUUGACACUAAGUCUGUGGAGUUGAUAGAGUCGCCGGAUCCGACAGAGGACAAAGCUGGUGCAACAGAAACGAUGCUGCCAGGCAGUUCCGUAUCCCGUGUUGUUAGCUCUACGUUGACCCGCAACCUGAGCGGCUUUAGCGCGGACGAGUGUGCUGAUUUCAGCAAUGUAAAGCAGAAACAGUUACUCACAAAACUGAUGAGCGUGACUAAUGCGAUGGAAGAACAAUCUGAACAUUACACAAAAGUGAUCACAGAGUUGAGAAAGGAGUUGACGGUCGACGAACAGCAGCGGACAGCUGGCAUUUACGCUUGCAUCGAUGAUUAUGUUCGCAGUCUUGCAGACAAUCUUGUGCAGUUAAAACGGAUCAAUGCGCAAAUGAAAGGUAGAACUCCGCCGAGUUGUAGUACGCCUUAUCGUCACGGUGGCGGCAAUGGUACCGGUGUUCGUCUUUCCACUGAAACGGAUACUCGCAAAUCAAAACGCGCCAACACAAAGCUUAACAGGACAGAAUUUUCGAUUCGCGAUAUCAGCACCUGGUUUCACAUCGAUCAACCCAUGGCAGGCAAUGAGAGGGAAAGAGCACCUCGUACCGCAGCAUCAAACGAAACUUCGACAGUUGAAGGUAACCAAAUGGUGGUCACAAAUCGCCCCGUUGACGAACUUCCACGGAGCACCGAACGGCAGAAAAUUGAUACGGAUCUGGUGAACUUUCGGGAUUUGCUACAGAAUGUGCGCGAAAUUAUUGACGACCUGUACAGCGACAAUGUUGAGCUGGCUCACACGACGCAGCAAAUCGAGAUAGCGCUUGAUCGAAUCAUCGCAGACGAGGAGCUAAAGCAAACGAACAACGACGAUUAGUUUGCUUAAUAACAUAAGUAAUUGUAUAUGUUUUCGGCAAUGGGGCACACAACAACGAUCAUGAUGUU